Molecule: messenger RNA, 1449 nt
Organism: Dictyostelium purpureum
Lineage: Eukaryota; Evosea; Eumycetozoa; Dictyosteliales; Dictyosteliaceae
Exons: 5
Coding region: 1-1449 (482 amino acids)
Source: RefSeq, a predicted model, not a curated record
AUGUUUCUAGCAGUUUUAAUAUUCUUUAUUUCUGCAUUACUAGGUGUUUUAUCAUGGUAUUUUGUAAAUAAAUAUUCAACCAACAAUAACUAUAAUAACAACAAUAACAAUAACAAUAACAAUAACAAUAACAUUAACAAUAACAAUAACAAUAUCAACAACAACAACAAUGGUUUAUUCAGCAACAACACCUACCCACAACAAUCUACACCAAUCCAUUAUACUGUUCCAUUAAAUAUAAAACAAAACCAACAAAAUCAAAUUUCUCAACCACAACAUCAAAAUCAACAACAACAUCAACAACAACAACAAAUUCCAUUUCCAAGGGUUCAAUCUAACCAUAACCCAUCUAUUAAAAAAAGAAACUCAUCUUAUUCUGCUCCUGAUAUGGUUUUAGCAUCUGUUCAACCCCAACAACACCCAGAACCAUCUAUUAUUCCACCAGUUUUCAAUUAUACAGGUACCCCAAAUUCAACUGUUAAUACUCCAAUGAAGAAGAGACCAUUGGAUACUGAUGAUCAAAACUAUAUUGGUCACAACAUUCACCCUUUAAAAAAACAUAGAUUUGAAGACGAGGAGGAAAUUAAAAGGGUUGAAGAAGAAAAAAAACGUAUAGAAAUGGAAAUAAUAGAAAAACAAAAACAGGAAAUGGAAACAAUGGAAAGAGAGCGUGUUGAAAGAGAACGUGCUGAAAGUGAACGUGCCGAAAAAGAAAGAUUGGAAAAACUAGAAGAAGAACAAGAGGAACAAGAAGAAAUUCAAGAAGAACAUGAAGAAGGUGGCGAAUGUUACAUUUGCUACGAAAUUAUGGAGGCCAUUAAUGUAUGCACCAUAGAUUGUAACCAUAAAUUUUGUUUCAAGUGCAUUACUGAUUGGUCCAAAAAAAAAAAUACUUGCCCUUAUUGUAGAAAAAGAUUCAAUACCAAAAGAGCACAUAAUGGUGAAUUAUUUCAUGUUGAAAAUAGAGGUCAACUUAGAAAUUUAAAUAAUCAGAUCCCUGAUGAUUUAGAUGACUUUUCCGAUGAUGAAUCUGAUGAAUCCGAUGAAUCCGAUGAAUUUGACGCUGAAGCUAUGUAUAAUCAACUUAGAGAAAUUCGUCGUAGAUAUAAUUUCGAAGAUCCAGAAUUAGAAAACUUAAUGCGAAUCGAUAAAGAACUAGAUAUUAGUUACAUUUUUCCACUCAUAAUUUCAAUUAAUGAUAUUUUUAAAAGUUUUCCAAAUCAUCCGAAACAGAUUCUCAAAGGAAUUCAAAAAUUAGUCACCUCACCUCUUUAUCAAAAUUUCAUCAUACAGUUCAGCUCUUCAGAAAAUAGCAAGUUUAAACUACUAUUGGAGUUACUAAAGAAAAAUUUCGGAUUACCCAAUUCAAAAAUUUUACAGCAGAGUUAUCUCAAAGAAAUACACUUAGAUGGGUUAUUGUGCAGAUUAAAGUUUUCAACCAUCAUUUAA